CCGAGAAAUCUGGGGCUGUUCCUGAGAAAUCUGGGGCUGUUCCUGAGAAAUCUGGGACUGUUCCCGAGGGAUCCAGGGUCGUUCCCGAGGGAUCCGGGAUCGUUUCAGGGGGAUCUGGGGUCAUUCCCAAGGAAUCUGGGACAAUUCCCGAGGGAUCUGGGGCCGUUCCCGACGAAUCCAGAGUCAUCCCUGAAGGAUCCGCGACGGUUCCUGACGGAUCCGGCGCCGUUUCCAACGGAUCUGGGACAAUUCCUGACGGAUCCAGAGCUGCUCCAAAUGAAUCCGGAGCCGAUCCCGAUGGAUCUGGGGCUGUUCCUGAUGGAUCCAGGAUUCCUGACAGAUCUGAGGCUGUUCCUGAUGGAUCCAGGAUUCCUGACGACACAUCCAGGAUUGUUCCUGAUGGGUCCAGCACCGUUCCCGACGGAUCUGGGAUUGUUCCCGAGGGAUCUGGGAUUAUUUCUGGCAGAUCUGGGGCUGUUCCCGAUGGAUUUGGAGCCAUUCCCGACAUAUCUGGGGCUGUUCCUGACGGAUUUGGAGCCGUUCCUGAUGGAUCCAAAGUUGUUCCCGACGGAUCUGGGGCCGUUCCCGACGGAUCUGGGGCCGUUCCCGACGGAUCUGGGGCCGUUCCCGACGGAUCUGGGGCCGUUCCCGACGGAUCUGGGGCCGUUCCCGAUGGAUUUGGAGCCGUUCCCGAGCUCCCACGCGCGGCUCCGGCCCCGAUUCCCGAACUGUCGCCGUCCCCCCGGGCUCAAGGCGGAUCCGGGGCAAUUCCCUGUGGGAGCCCUUCCCGGGAUUCCUCCCUUCCCAACGGGCUCAAGGCCGAUUUCGCUCGGGCGCUGCCGGAGCCGGGCCCGGAGGGCGACGGGAAAUCGGGAACGCGCGCGGCCGAGCACGAGCUGAGCUGCUCCCGGGACGAGCAGGGGCUGC
Sturnus vulgaris (Common starling) is the source of this 927-nucleotide messenger RNA. The record is from RefSeq and is a predicted model, not a curated record. Lineage: Eukaryota; Metazoa; Chordata; Aves; Passeriformes; Sturnidae.